This is a messenger RNA of Sungouiella intermedia, 1128 nucleotides long. NCBI's taxonomy places the organism in Eukaryota, Fungi, Ascomycota, Pichiomycetes, Serinales, Metschnikowiaceae. The record is from the annotation of a GenBank genome assembly.
AUGUGGUAUACCUUAUAUAUCGUGGCAGGCACCGUGGUGUGCGGAUGUCUCAAUUCGUUACUUACCAAAUACCAGGACAACCAAUGUGUGGUCAACUGCUCCGAUCCAGAUAUCUCCAAGCACAAGAACUUUGAGCAGCCAGCGAUCCAAACUCUUCAGAUGUUCAUCGGAGAACUUGCUAUUUACAUAGUCUACUACAUUCUCAACAAGUCGAGGCUCUCCAGCAGGGCCCAAUACGAGCCAAUUGAAGACAGUCAGGUGGCCACGAGAUCCAAGAGCCUCUUACUCGCCAUCCCAUCAGUAUGUGACAUGUUGGCCACUACCUUCAUGAAUGUGGGCUUGAUGUAUACACCUGUGUCCAUUUAUCAGAUGACCAGAGGCGCUGUAGUGCUCUUUGUCGCUGUACUUUCUGUCUUGUUUCUCAAGAGAAGAAUCAGAAAAUUGGAAUGGAUUGCCUUGUUGGUGGUCACGUUAGGUAUUGCCAUUGUGGGAUAUAGUGGCUCCAACAAGCAAUCUGCACCAGAAGAUGCUGUUCUCGUGGUGAUAGGCAUCUCGUUGAUCAUCGUGGCAGUGGUGUUCCAGGCUGUGCAAUUUGUAGUGGAGGAAAAGAUCUUGGCCCACUAUGAGUUUACUCCCUUGCGCUUGGUAUACACUGAAGGUUUCUUUGGUGUGGUGAUUUUGGUUACUGCGCUUAUCGUGUUGAACUUCAUUGUUGGAGCAGUGCAAAGCCCAGCAAAGUUUGCGGACUCUCCAUUCAACUUGCAAGAGUCACUCCAUCAGACGUUUUCGCUGAAAGAGGUUCUUACUUCGUCAUUGCUUAUCAUGGUCUGUAUUUCUAUGUUCAACUUUUGCGGUAUCUCCUUGACUCACCAAAUGUCAGCAACGGCCAGGUCCACCAUCGACAGUUGCCGUACGUUAUUGGUGUGGAUAGUUGCCAUGGUGCUUGGGUGGGAAUCGUUCCUGUUUUUACAGAGUAUUGGCUUUGCUACGCUUGUGUUUGGUACGUUGUGUUUCAAUGGAGUGUUGCAGCCAGAGGAUUGGAGUUGGGUUCCGCAGGUGUUGAAGGACAGCGAGCAUAGAAAGGAAUUGUUAAUUGAUGUUGUGGAUGAGCCUGUGGAUAGAAUGUAG